This is a messenger RNA of Astyanax mexicanus (Mexican tetra), 5048 nucleotides long. Its product is annotated as NLR family CARD domain-containing protein 3-like. Gene Ontology annotation, molecular function: protein binding. Lineage: Eukaryota; Metazoa; Chordata; Actinopteri; Characiformes; Acestrorhamphidae. The coding region runs from base 489 to 5048 and encodes 1519 amino acids. The record is from RefSeq and is a predicted model, not a curated record. The transcript has 17 exons.
UUAGGUGAUGCGGCGUCUGUGUAUAUGAUGUCUAUGGCUGUAGCUGGAGCUAAGAAGUGGAGCAGAAUCGUUCCAGCUAUAUAACCCUUAAAUAAAUAAUGACAGUGAGCUCAGGGUGUUUAAUGCAGUCUUGGAAAACAGAAUCAUUAUGAAAAACUUAUAAAAAAAAUUAAAUGUGGGUCAGAGCAUGCGCAGUGCGGGGAGGAGCACUUUUGGACAGGUAGCAGAACACCAGUCUAAAAACUGAGGGUUUUACAGCUGUGUGGGAGAAACUUAAGGCUCAUGAAUAUUCAAACAUUACAUUCAGCCCUGUGAUAUGAUUGGCUGACAGUAGGGAAUAACGUACAAUAGCUCCGCCUUAGAAGGAGACAGGUGAGACGCAGGUGAAGGAGAAAGUCCAGUCUCCUUCUUUAGAAGAGGACAGAAGUCCGGAUUCACUCGGGGUCGGUGUCGGCAGUGUUCAGCUGUGUGUGAAUGAAGAAGAGUAAAUGAUGGAUCUUCAGAACUCCAGCAGUGGAGGAGGACCUCCUGUCCUAAAAUCUGUUUACAGGGAGAAGAGAGCAGCAUCUCCAGCCCCCAGUGGAGUGUCUAUGAAGAGUGACUGGUCCAUGAAGAAUCCUCCAGAGUUCAGCAGUGGAAGAGGAAGCUCUGGGUCUCGAACUAAAACCCAGAGAGGAGCUUCUCCAGAACCCAGCUGUGUUUCUAUGAAGAGUGACGCAUCCAUCAUUAUUCCUCCUGGUUUCAGCAGUGAAGAUAUGACCGCUGAUAAGAAGAAAAUAAAGAGUUACAGGAAAAAACUGGACCACAUAUUCAAGAAGCUGCAGGAGAAGUUUAUCUCUCUAGUGAAGAACGAGCUGAACACAUUCAAGAAGCUCCUGAGUCCAGAUUACCCAGCAUGCUCUGAGGGAGAGGUGGAGGAUGAUCAGAGAGAGGGGGUGCUGAAGGUCACACUGCACAUCCUGAGGAACAUGAAUCAGACAGACCUCGCCAACACACUAGAGAGCAAAUUGGCCCCAGCAUGUCAACGAAAGCUCAAAUCCAACCUAAGAUAUAAAUAUAAGAUAAUUAAUGAAGGAAUAUCAGGACAUGUGAAAGCACUUCUGAAUGAGAUCUACACAGAGCUCUACAUCACAGAGGGAGGGGUUGGAGAUGUCAAUCAGGAACAUGAGGUGAAACAGAUUGAAGCUGCAUCCAGGAAAAGGACAACAAAGGAAAAACCAAUCAAAUGCAACGACAUCUUUAAACCAUUACCAGAACAGAAACGACCGAUCAGAACUGUACUGACUAAAGGUGUUGCUGGAAUUGGAAAAACAGUCUCUGUGCAGAAGUUCAUUCUGGACUGGGCUGAAGGAAAAGUAAAUCAGGACGUCCUCUUCAUAUUUCCACUUCCUUUUAGAGAGCUGAAUCUGAUGAAGGAGAAGAAGCUCAGUCUGGUAAAUCUUCUUCAGAGCUUUUUCCCAGAAACACAAGAUUUAAAACCAAGACAUUAUAAGAACUACAAGAUCAUGUUCGUUUUUGAUGGUCUGGAUGAGUGUCGACUGCCUCUGAAUUUUCAGAACAAUGAGAACUUGGUGAAUAUAGAAGAACAAACCUCAGUGGAUGUUCUGCUGACGAACCUCAUCAAGGGGAAUCUGCUUCCUUCUGCUCUCCUCUGGAUCACCUCUCGACCAGCAGCAGCCAAUCAGAUCCCUCCGGAGUGUGUUGAUCAGGUAACAGAAGUGCGGGGUUUCAGUGACCCUCAGAAACAGGAGUACUUCAGUAAGAGGAUCAGAGAUAAGGACCUGGCCAAUAAAGUCUUCACACACAUCAGGUCUUCAAGAAGCCUCUACAUCAUGUGCCACAUACCGGUCUUCUGCUGGAUUACAGCCACUGUUCUAGAGAGAAUGCUGAGUGAAGCUGAGAGUGGAGAAAUUCCCAAAACCCUGACGCAGAUGUUCACACACUUCCUGAUCUUUCAGAUCAAACACAAGAGCCAGAAGUACAGUGGGAAUAGUGACCCUGAUCCUCAGAAAACAAGAACAAGUAUCCUGGCUCUGGGGAAACUUGCAUUCCAGCAGCUGGAGAAAGGAAACCUGAUCUUCUAUGAGGAAGAUCUAAGAGAGAGUGGUAUCGAUAUUAAAGAACUGUCUGUGUACUCAGGGGUGUGUACCCAGAUCUUCAGGGAGGAACUUGAGCUGCACCUGGGGAAGGUCUUUAGCUUUGUACAUCUGAGCGUUCAGGAGUUUCUUGCUGCUUUAUAUGCAUUCAUCUGCUUCAUUGACAGAAGCGUUCUGAAUCAGCAAAUCACUAAAAACCAAAACACUGAACUAUCUGAACUCUUCAGCAGGUCAUCGAUGACUGAAUUCCUCAGCAGUGCCAUUGAAAAAGCCUUACAGAGUGAGAGUGGACACCUGGACCUGUUCCUUCGUUUCCUCCUGGGUCUCUCACUGAAGUCUAAUCAGAAUCUGUUACGAGUCGUACUGACACAGACAGAGAGGAUCUCUGACAGCAAUGAGGAAACCAUCAAAUACAUCAAGAAGAAGAUUGAGGAGAACUCAUCUCCAGAAAAAUCCAUCAAUCUGUUCCACUGUCUGAAUGAACUGAAUGAUCAUUCUCUGGUGCAGGAAGUGCAGAAAUACCUGAGUGGAGGUGGCGAGCGUCGUCUUCAACAGGCCAGCCUUUCUCCUGCUCAGUGGUCAGCUCUGGUGUUUGUGUUGGUGAACUCAGAAGAAGAGCUGGAGGAGUUUAACCUCAGUAAAUAUGAUCCAUCAGAGGAGUGUCUUCUGAGGCUGCUGCCAGUAGUUAAAAUAUCCAGAAGAGCUGUACUAGCUUCAUGUAAUCUUGAAGUAAAGACGUGUGAAAAUCUGGAAUCAGUUUUAAACCUGGAAAACUCCUCCCUGAAAGAGCUGGACCUCAGUAACAAUGACCUGCAGGAUUCAGGAGUGGAGCUGCUCUCUGCUGGACUGAAGAGUUCACACUGUAAACUUCAGAUUCUCAGAUUAGCUUUGUGUAAUAUAGGAGUAAAGACGUGUGAAAAUCUGGAAUCAGUUUUAAACCUGGAAAACUCCUCCCUGAAAGAGCUGGACCUCAGUAACAAUGAUCUGCAGGAUUCAGGAGUGGAGCUGCUCUCUGCUGGACUGAAGAGUUCACAAUGUAAACUGCAGAUUCUCAGAUUAGCUUUGUGUAAUAUAGGAAGAAAGACGUGUGAAAAUCUGGAAUCAGUUUUAAACUUGGAAAACUCCUCCCUGAAAGAGCUGGACCUCAGUAACAACGACCUGCAGGAUUCAGGAGUGGAGCUGCUCUCUGCUGGACUGAAGAGUUCACAAUGUAAACUGCAGAUUCUCAGAUUAUCUGGUUGUAUGAUCACAGAUAAAGGCUGUUGUUCUCUGGCUUCAGCUCUAAUUUUAAACCCCUCCCACUUGAAAGAGCUGGAUCUGACCUACAACCACCCAGGAGAGUCAGGAGUGAAGCUGCUUUCUGCCAGACUGGAGGAUCCACACUGCAAACUGGAGAAACUCGGAGUGGAACAUGGAGGGAAGAUCAGAAUCAAACCUGGAUUAAAAAAAUACGGCUGUGAUUUCACUCUGGAUCUGAACACAGCCCAGCGUCUUCUCUCUCUGAGUGAGGAGAACAGGAGGGUGGAGUGUGGAGUGGAGCUGCAGUCGUAUCCUGAUCAUCCAGAGAGAUUUGAUAGGUGGUCGCAGGUUCUGAGUAGAGAGAGAGUUACUGGUGUUACUGGACGCUGUUACUGGGAGGCUGAGUGGAGCGGGAGAAAUGGAGCUGAAGUAGCUCUGAGUUAUAAAACCAUCAGCAGGAAAGGAUUAAGAACAGACUAUCACUCCUCCAUUCUGCUUCUGCUCACCCACAGGCAGAGGCUGAAACAAGAGCCGCCAAUCACCAAGGAGCUGCCCCGUUGGUCUGACCAAUCGGAAGCCACGCUUCCAAAAUGUUUCGAUCACGUGGACUGGGAGAUGUUCCGUGAUUCAUCAAGCAGCAUCCAAGAGUACACGGACACAGUCACAGCCUUCAUUCGCAAGUGCUUGGAUGAAGUAGUGCCUUCCAGAUCAGUGCGUGUCUUCCCCAAUCAGAAGCCCUGGCUAAACCGCGACGUCCGCUCCGCUCUCAGCGUACGCAGAGCCGCUUUCAGAUUUGGGAAUACAGAGUAUAAGCGAGCCAGCUACGCUCUCCCUAGGACCAUACAAGCGGCCAAACGUGGGUACAGAGAGAAAGUGGAAGCACAGUUUAACACAGCCAACACCUGGAGCUUGUGGCAGGGUCUGAACAACAUUACUGGCUACAAAAGAAGCUCUCACACUCUGACCAGCACUGACCUGAAGGAGGAGCAAAACCGCUUCUAUUCUUGUUUUGAGGCAGAUCACUCCGCGCUCCCAGAGUGUGCCCCGCCCACCGCUGAUCCCAACCCACCCUCCAUCUCCGAAGCUGACGUGCGCACAGCGGGUAAAUCCAUGCAAAGGCUGGUUAGGGAUAUCAUCAGUUCCUCACUGCAUGCCAUCCUGGACCCACUACAGUUUGCAUACAGGUGGAACAGAUCCACUGAUGAUGCAAUCACCCUGACCCUGCACACUGCCCUCUCUCAUCUGGACAAGAAGGACACGUAUGUGACAAUGCUGUUUGUAGACUACAGUUCAGCAUUCAACACCAUCGUUACCUCGAGGCUCGAAGUCAAGCUCCGGGAUCUGGGUCUGAACAGCACACUGUGCAGCUGGAUCCUGAACUUCCUGUUGGACCGACAGCAGGUGGUUAGGAUGGGCAACAUCACAUCCUCCCCACUGUGCUCAACCCGCUCCUGUAUUCCCUGUCAGCCGUGUUACAAAGAGGAUGGAAAUCCUCAAGUAACAGUCAGGCUGUAUCCUGAAUUGUCUGAGAGUGACCUCUCUGAUUGGUCAGAAUCUGUGUCAUCAGAUAAAGAUUCUGACCAUGCUACUGAUCUGUUGGAGCCAGACAGUGCUCCAGCCAAUCCAGCAUGGCGAGAACAAUUUGUGACGUGUCGGACGCAAGCCUCAACAGUUGAAGAGACAACUGAUGUUCAAAGUGGACUUCCCAGAUGA